AUGACGCAGGGAAGAGUCAUCGUCCGCGUGGCGGGCACGCUGCAGAAGUUUGUUGACGACCUGUUUGAGACCAUCUUCAGCACAGCCCACCGUGGCAGCGCCCUGCCGCUGGCCAUUAAGUACAUGUUCGACUUCCUGGACGAACAGGCCGACAAACACAGCAUCCACGACCCGCACGUGCGCCACACAUGGAAGAGCAACUGCCUACCUCUGCGUUUCUGGGUCAACGUGAUCAAGAACCCCCAGUUUGUGUUUGACAUCCACAAGAGCAGCAUCACCGACGCCUGUCUGUCCGUCGUGGCCCAGACCUUCAUGGACUCCUGCUCUACCUCAGAGCACCGAUUGGGCAAGGACUCGCCCUCCAACAAGCUGCUCUACGCCAAGGACAUCCCCAGCUACAAGAGCUGGGUGGAGAGAUACUACUCAGACAUCGGAAAAAUGCCUGCAAUCAGCGACCAGGACAUGAACGCCUACCUGGCGGAACAGUCCCGGAUGCACAUGAGCGAGUUCAACACCAUGAGCUCCCUCAGCGAGAUCUACUCCUACGUGGGAAAAUACGCAGAGGAGAUCGUGUGUGCUCUGGAACAGGACGACGGCGCCCGGAAACAGAGACUGGCCUACAAGCUGGAGCAGGUGGUGGCCUGCAUGAGUAUAGAGAGCUGAGGACUACAUUUCCCAGGGCGCACUGGGAAGAGACUAGACCCGUCCGAAAACCGAGCCGUGCCUGAGUGAAGACCUACCCUCAUAUAUCCUUAUCUUCAUCAUGUUGACUUCCUCCUCUCCUCUGCUUCUUCCUCCCGUCUUCAAGACGAAGACGUCCUCCUUGGCCGACGACCCUUUAUUCUUCCACUUCCUCUUCUUCAUGCUCUCGUCUCUCUCGCAGAAGAAGAAGCGUCUGUUGUUUUAGUUUUUCCUCAUCCGCUCUGCUGCAUAGACUAGUCGACCUA
This is a messenger RNA of Gadus chalcogrammus (walleye pollock), 947 nucleotides long. It is a transcript of the gene plxna4, whose product is annotated as plexin A4. Gene Ontology annotation, cellular component: semaphorin receptor complex. NCBI's taxonomy places the organism in Eukaryota, Metazoa, Chordata, Actinopteri, Gadiformes, Gadidae. Gene Ontology annotation, molecular function: semaphorin receptor activity. Bases 1 to 663 code for a protein of 220 amino acids. The transcript has 6 exons. The record is from RefSeq and is a predicted model, not a curated record. Gene Ontology annotation, biological process: regulation of GTPase activity; negative regulation of cell adhesion; regulation of cell shape.